Dicentrarchus labrax (European seabass) is the source of this 1692-nucleotide messenger RNA. RefSeq names its product map3k7 C-terminal like (gene map3k7cl). The transcript is spliced from 5 exons. Lineage: Eukaryota; Metazoa; Chordata; Actinopteri; Moronidae. Gene Ontology annotation, cellular component: cytosol; nucleus. The record is from RefSeq and is a predicted model, not a curated record. Bases 467 to 898 code for a protein of 143 amino acids.
GACAUUUAAUUGGGCCCAGGCCACCACAGGGGGACAGCGGACGCAUUCCUCCACUGCCUGUGCCCUGUUGUGUUGCUCUUCGCCGCGUGGCUGCAGUCCGUGGAUAACAUGUCCCAUGCCCACGCAAACUGGAUCUGCUGGAGUGCCUCUGACUGACACCAGUGCAGUGAACCCUUUGACUAUGGUUGGAAAACUUCUGAAUACAAGAUAAUAUAGUUAGUCUCAAGAGGGAAGUGUUGGUCAACUCUUGGACAGAUAGUUGUGCCAUAUCUGCUGAAUUUGUGCAGGCUGAGAGAAGAGCUGCGCUUUUCAUGAAGAGACCUCAACAGUGGUCCGACCAGGAACAGACAACAGUCACCACUGAGGACGUACACUGCUGAUUUUAAACUUUAUUACAAGGAAUUUUCUUGCUCGGGUUCGUGCUGCUUCAGCUCUGUUUUGUGCCUGUGGCCUCAUGAAAGGAUAAAUGAUCACCUCAACCAGAAGAGUGUCUCCUGAUAAAUCUGAAGUUAGAAUUGCCUUCAGCCUCGACAACACAUCAGAUGUAAAAGAUGUGGAGGACCUCCCUCAGACUUUCCCGGAACUUGAACAUCGAUUACAGCCAGUGCCCCCCUGUGUGUCUCUGGGAGAGAGCGUUCAGGUGUACAAGGAACACUGCAGGAUGGCAAGAGAGUUCCACCAGGUCAAACAUGAGAUUGCUGUGCUUGAGGACCGCAAGCGUAAGUUGCUGGCAGAGCUGGUGGAGGAUGAGAAGGUUGCCGUGGAGAUCGCCCGUCUAGAGGAGGAGUUUCGGCGUCUAACAGAGGAGAACCGCACCUUGGUGACUGUCCACAACGAGCGCGCUCAGCAGCUGGAGAGCCUCUGCUUGACCAAUCAGACGAGGCAGGACUCCUCGUGACCUCUGACCUCCGCAGAACCUGAGACCACUGAGCAUACAGCUGAUGCUCGGCCACGAAACCAAGCAUAAAUAAAGGCUCAGCUAGUGCUCAUUCUACACAACAACAGUCAGUGAAUCAGCUAGUUACACAGAAAGGCGCCGUGUUUAUUCAUGUCUGAGUCAUUUGUUUGAACCGCAGACGUACUGUCAUCAUCAGUUUGAAGUUGUUAUAGUGAUUCUACCGAGCUAUGACACAAGGCCGCUUUUCUUCUACUGUUUUAUUUGUAUGUGAUCUUGCAGAACCCUCCUGGUCGCUUUUGCAAUACCUCACAGUGUAUUUAUACGAUGUCAGCUGCUGUGAAUGUGACCAGAUAUUGUGAUAUCUGUCUCAGGUCCUGUGUAGACUCAGAUCUUUUACCUGAGGUCUGUGGAGGGAGCCAAAGGUGGUAUGAUGUGGUCCAAAUGUUGUAUUUUAAGGAGCAUUUACCCCUCCCUCUCUCUCUCUCUCUCUCCCUCUCUCCCACCCCCAGCACUUGCCUGUCAAGUUCCUGUUACGAUAAAAAAAAAAAGGAAAUGAAAUGUGUUAAGGAGUUGUCAGGGAUUGGGGGAGUUAGAGCCAUUUGAGAGGAACAGCAAAAGAAGAAGGGUGAUUAUCGAGUUCACAAUGAGUAUCUGCCGCGACACAACACCUUUAAGAGUUGUACAUUUUUUGAUGUAGUGUGUCUCACCAACCUGUCGAAGGGGAAGUAUACAACAAGAUAAACUGUUGGUUAUCGUCCUUGUCUAUUAAUAAAAUGCAUUUUAUUUUAACACCA